This is a messenger RNA of Aspergillus caelatus, 1879 nucleotides long. Its product is annotated as putative histone deacetylase SIR2. The record is from RefSeq and is a predicted model, not a curated record. Gene Ontology annotation, molecular function: NAD+ binding. The transcript is spliced from 5 exons. Lineage: Eukaryota; Fungi; Ascomycota; Eurotiomycetes; Eurotiales; Aspergillaceae. Bases 209 to 1693 code for a protein of 494 amino acids.
CAUAGAUCGACCCUUCUUUGUCACUUGAUAGUACUAACGACUUAUCGCCCCAAAGCCGGUGUCGGAUAAAUCCGCUCCGACCGCUUUCCCCGGAGAUUCGCAGAGCCAAAUUUAUCCCGGCAGAUCGUACAUGCGCGUGGCGAAAAAUUCAAUGUGAGUUGAGGCGUUGUCAUAGAGGUUGCUGGAAGUGUCCUAUCUCCCAUACAGGAUGGACCUUGUACCAGCGCCCGGCGGGGAGAGCUCUUCGUUGAAGAAUCCGGUGGUCGAAGUGGAAGCCGUCGAUAUGACUUCCGCGGAAGUAGAAGGGACCGUUGCGACAGAGAAUCCUGUCUCUGCGCAAGGCAAUAUAUCUCCGUCGGAAGAGGACUCAGAUAGCGGUGAAUCUGGAGACGAAUGGGAGACACAGUCCCUCUAUGAAGAUGCUAUCCAAGUCCUUCGUGACGAGCAACUUCGGGAAGGGGUAGUACCUGAUGCUUGUACAUUGGACGAGGCCAUUGCAUUCCGAAAGCGCCUACAUGAAGUUGGCAAAGCCGCGUUCGUUGAGGAAACUAUUGCUCAGGACAAAGUGACUGCGAAGAAACUAUGCACUGCAUUUGGUAUCAUGCCCCCGGCUUUCCUUGAGGGCGCGCCGGACGAGGCCUAUCAUCCUUUACUUGCGAUUGCGAUCUCGCAAGAGUUCUCUCGCCGUCAGAAGCUUCCACAGUAUAACACGAUUGACGAUGCGGUCAAGUUACUUCAGGAGUCUAAGAAUAUUAUUGUUUUGACGGGGGCCGGUAUCUCCACGAGUCUCGGUAUCCCCGAUUUUCGGUCCAAGGACACCGGACUCUACUCGCAAUUGGCGCAUUUGGGUUUAAGCGAUCCGCAGGAAGUUUUCGACAUCCAUAUCUUCCGCGAGGACCCGAGCAUCUUCUACUCGAUUGCAAAGGAUAUUUUGCCUACCGAGAAGAAAUAUUCACCAACUCAUGGGUUCAUUCGACUCCUGCAGGAUAAGGGAAAGCUUUUGACCAACUACACCCAGAACAUUGAUAAUAUCGAGGCGAAUGCAGGCGUUCUUCCCGAGAAGAUCGUGCAAUGUCAUGGUUCAUUUGCAACGGCCACGUGUGUUAAAUGCGAGUACAAGGUGUCAGGCGAUGCGCUCUUCGAGGACAUCAAGAAGGGGAACGUUCCUGAAUGCACUUCCUGCCAGAAGGCGAUUGAGGAAGACUCUUUGAGGCCACAGGGGCAAAAGCGCAAACGUAGUACUAAUGGCACACACAAGAGCCGGAAAUCCGAUGGGGAUGAGAGCUCUGAAGAGGAAGACUACGAACUUCCCACGCCCGGGGUGAUGAAGCCUGAUAUCACCUUCUUUGGCGAAGAUCUUCCUGAUGAGUUCGGACAGCGCCUGAUUCACCACGACCGUGACAAGGUAGAUCUGGUCAUCGUCAUUGGUACCUCAUUGAAAGUUGCUCCUGUCGCAGAAGUGCCGGGCGUGUUGCCCCGUCAUGUGCCUCAGAUCUAUAUCUCCCGGACUCCUGUGUCGCAUACCGGCUUUGAUAUUGAUCUCCUAGGUGAUUGUGAUGUGGUAGUAUCUGAGCUCUGUCGACGGGCUGGGUGGGACUUCAAACAUGAGAUGAUUCCCCCCGACGAAAAGGUCGAAAUCACUCCUGCUGAAGGAUAUGAGUCACGACAUGUGUUUAAGGUUGUCGGCGCAUAGCGACGGUGUUCGGUCAUAGGAUCUCUGGUUCCUGUCUAUUGAGGGAUGGCGCACUGUACGGUUCUUCUUAUGAUGAUGAUGAAGAAGUUGUUGCUGUGGGUUCUUGUUUUGGAGGGUUUCAUACGUCAGGAUGGACUUUUCUUUUGUUCCUUUAGACAUGUUGUUGCGCUUUUUUUUUUUUUUUUU